GUGGGUCUGAUGGGCAGGAGGAGCCGGGAUUUGUGAGUUAGUCUGGAUGCAAACUGCCAUGGUUUCCUCAGUGUGACUCCUGCACUCGGAUCUCCGGCACCAAACAGCACCUCCCUGAACAGUGAAAUCGCACUGUCUGCGAAGUAUCGUCAUGGGAAGCCCUCAGUCACUGCAGAGGUAGGACCACAGCCAUCCCAGCAGCGAAACCCAUGCUCUGUAGUCACUGUUCACCCACUCCACCUCUUCCUGGUGCUCUUUUCUGCCUGUAGACCAAUGCAGCUGCCCCAUGGCUGAGGGGAACUGGACUCAGGUGACAGAGAUCCUGCUGCUGGGCUUUCCCCAAGGCCAGCCCUUCCUCUUCCUCCUUUUCCUGGCCGCAUACCUGGUCACGCUGCUGGGGAACACUGUAAUACUCUCCCUCGUACUCCUGGACCCCCAUCUCCGCAGUCCCAUGUAUUUCUUCCUCAGCCACCUCUCCUUCUUGGACAUCUGCUACUCAACGGUGACCGUGCCCAAGGUCCUGGCCAACAGCCUCAGCCCACGGGCAGCCAUCUCCUACCGUGGCUGCCUGGCACAGACCUUCUUCCUGAUGAGCUGCGCGGGGUCUGAGUCCUCUCUGCUGGCCGUCAUGGCCUACGACCGCUACGUCGCCAUCGUGCACCCCCUGCACUAUGCACAAGCCAUGCGCCGGGCUGCACGUUGGGCCAUGGCUGUGGGCUGCUGGCUGUGGGGUGUGCUGGACUCAGUGGUGCACACAGUGCUGGCCUCCCGGCUGUCCUUCUGCGGGGCCGUCCAUCUGCAGCACCUAUUCUGUGAUGCCCCCCCACUGCUGAGGGCCGCCUGCGGCAACACGUGGCCCACUGAGGUGGCCCUGCACGUAGCCAGCGUCUUUGUGGGCUUCGGCCCCUUCCUGCUGGUGGUCGGCUCCUACCUACGCAUCCUGGCGGCUGUGCUGGCCAUGCCCGCGGCGGCCAGCCGACACAAGGCGUUCUCCACAUGCUCUGCCCACUGCUGGUGGGUCUCGCUCUUUGUGACGGCCAACCUCAACUACAACCGGCUGGGUACCGACAGCUCGCUGCUGGCCGUCGUGGUGUCCAGCGCUGUCUGCAUCGUCACCCCUGUGCUGAACCCCCUCAUCUACAGCUCCCAAUCAAGAGGUGCGGGCGCCCUGCGGAGUCUGGGUGGGCGGUGGGGCUCUCGGGGCUGUGGGGCUUGA
Coturnix japonica (Japanese quail) is the source of this 1216-nucleotide messenger RNA. The record is from RefSeq and is a predicted model, not a curated record. Lineage: Eukaryota; Metazoa; Chordata; Aves; Galliformes; Phasianidae.